AUGGCUCCGUUAACUCACGCCUCUGCGGCAGCUAUCGCCCGAUUAAGGGCCUACAAGCCCCCGCCCUUCUCAGUAUGGGACCGUCUCCCCUUGAGCAGGAGGGCAGCUGUUCUGGUCCUCCUCUUCGCGGACCGCAGAGGAGAUCUCCGCGUGGUCAUUACCAUGCGCGCAACGACUCUUCGCAAUUUCUCCGGACAGGCCGCGUUUCCGGGCGGCAAGGCAGACACGCUCGAGGAAACGCCGUUCGAGGUAGCCCGCCGCGAAGCCUGGGAAGAAAUCGGCCUUCCCAAGGACGACUCCAAGAUCCCACACCCCUUCCGCAUAGAACACCUCUGCCAGCUGCCAUUUAGCCUAUCCAAAACCGCGCUCGCCGUGCGUCCCUGCGUCGCAUUCCUGCACUCCGAUGAUGCGAGCGGGAACCAAGCCAGUGUGGAAGAGAGCAUGAUCCCACGUCUCGAUGCCAAAGAGGUAGCGGCCGUGUUCUCCGCGCCAUUCCAUAAUUUCUUGAAGGCGGAAGAUGAGGUUCGGGAGGGGGAUAAUCCGCCGGGGAAGAGGUCGGAUUGGUAUCAUGGGCGGUGGAUGCAAUGGCAUGACGGGAGGUGGAGAAUGCAUAAUUUCUUCGUGCCGAUCAAUAACCAGAGGGUCAGCAAGCCGAAGGUCAGAGAGGGUGGUCAAGCAGCCAUUGCUGAGCAACUAGAUGAGGAAGAGUCGGAAGGUUUGACUAGGUAUAAGGUCUGGGGAAUGACAGCGCGGAUGCUAGUCGAUGCCGCGAGGGUGGCCUAUGGAGAGGAUCCGGAGUUUGAAUUCAAUGCUACCAUGGGUGAUGAAAAAACAAUCGAGGAUUUGGAGAAGAUGGGUAAGCUCGGAGAGAAGACUCCUGUCGUCACGGAAUCCGAAAUAAGAGCUGCGAAGAUAGCUACCUCAACAGCAGCAGGACAAUCGAAGAUUUAA
This is a messenger RNA of Amorphotheca resinae ATCC 22711, 951 nucleotides long. RefSeq lists its product as hypothetical. The record is from RefSeq and is a predicted model, not a curated record. Gene Ontology annotation, molecular function: coenzyme A diphosphatase activity; acetyl-CoA hydrolase activity. Gene Ontology annotation, biological process: coenzyme A catabolic process. Bases 1 to 951 code for a protein of 316 amino acids. NCBI's taxonomy places the organism in Eukaryota, Fungi, Ascomycota, Leotiomycetes, Helotiales, Amorphothecaceae. The transcript is spliced from 4 exons.